Molecule: messenger RNA, 501 nt
Organism: Sclerotinia sclerotiorum 1980 UF-70
Lineage: Eukaryota; Fungi; Ascomycota; Leotiomycetes; Helotiales; Sclerotiniaceae
Exons: 8
Coding region: 1-501 (166 amino acids)
Source: RefSeq, a predicted model, not a curated record
AUGUUGCCUUUACCUCUGUCUGGUGUAUACUCCGUAUACAUCAUUAUGGUAUGUACAGCAGAGUACAAUACCAAGGGUAAAGUUACCCCAUCUGGAAUGAAGAGCGAGCGAGCAGUUCGCAUCACCAUCUUCAUACUAUCCAUCACUUGGAGGGAUAUCGAUGUGCCAUGUGGAGAUGAGAUGGAUAAAAUAGUUCCUCUGUAUGAGGGAGGGAUUGCUUGGAUAAUUUGGACGGAUAUAGUACAGCAAUUUGUGAAAAGUUCGGUACUCGUAGUGCACUGCAUAUGGAGUACAUACUAUAUACCUCCGUGGAGAGAAGCAAGUACAGAGUAUAGUGGAGUAAAUAGCUACGACAUAAUACAUGAGGGGUGGAGGGGCAACACAAACAACAAAAUCCACAGCCGAAAAAAAACCCUAAGAUUCAAAAAUCUUCCGCAAUCAUGUAAGGAUGCCCAGCUGCGGCUCAAUUUUGCCCAGUUGGCUGCAUGUUUUAUUUUGUGA